GCGGCGUUGUGGACGUCCCGGCGGCCUAAGCACGGGAGGGAGUCCUGGGCCGCGCCCCGCGAGGCCGGGCCCAGGCCGGGCCAAUCUCGGACCACUGGGCCGGCGAACACGGGUCCUGGCUGGCCCGCCCGAGAGCCUGGGGGUUGGGGACAAUGGGCUAGUUCCUGGUGCGUCACGGGGGAGUUCCUUAAAGGGGAAGUGAGCCGGGCUUCGAGGCGAGCGCGGAGUGCGGUAGUCGACGGGGGAGGCCCCCGCGCUUUAAAAUAAUGCCCGCGGCGCCCGCGCGACCAUGCAAUGGCGAGCGCUCCUCCUGGGGCUGGUGCUCCUCCGGCUUGGCCUCCAUGGAGUAUUGUGGCUCGUUUUCGGGCUGGGGCCCAGCAUGGGCUUCUACCAGCGCUUUCCGCUCAGCUUCGGCUUCCAGCGUCUGAGGAGCCCCGACGGCCCCGCGUCGCCCGCCUCGGGCCCCGUGGGCCGGCCUGGGGGACUGUCGGGGCCGUCGUGGCUGCAGUCGCCGGGAACCGGGGCGGCGCGGGGCCCGCGGCAGGCUCCGCGGCGUCCCGGGCCGGGAAUGUGCGGCCCGGCCCAUUGGGGCUACGUGCUGGGCGGCCGGGGCCGCGGCCCGGACGAGUACGAGAAGCGCUACAGCGGCGCCUUCCCUCCGCAGCUGCGUGCCCAGAUGCGCGACCUGGCACGGGGCAUGUUCGUCUUUGGCUACGACAACUACAUGGCGCACGCCUUCCCCCAGGACGAGCUCAACCCCAUCCACUGCCGCGGCCGUGGGCCUGACCGCGGGGAUCCUUCAAAUCUGAACAUCAAUGAUGUACUAGGGAACUACUCAUUGACUCUUGUUGAUGCAUUGGAUACACUUGCAAUAAUGGGAAAUUCAUCUGAGUUCCAGAAAGCAGUCAAGUUAGUGAUCAACACAGUUUCAUUUGACAGAGAUUCUACCGUCCAAGUCUUUGAGGCCACGAUAAGGGUUCUGGGAAGCCUCCUUUCUGCUCACAGAAUAAUAACUGACUCCAAGCAGCCCUUUGGUGAUAUGACAAUUAAGGAUUAUGAUAAUGAGUUGUUAUACAUGGCUCAUGACCUGGCCGUGCGGCUCCUCCCUGCUUUUGAAAACACCAAGACAGGAAUUCCAUUUCCUCGGGUAAAUCUAAAGACAGGAGUUCCUCCUGACAGCAAUAAUGAGACGUGCACAGCGGGAGCUGGUUCCCUCCUGGUGGAAUUCGGGAUUCUGAGCCGACUGCUGGGGGACUCCACAUUUGAGUGGGUGGCCAGACGAGCAGUGAAAGCCCUUUGGAACCUCCGGAGCAACGAUACAGGAUUGCUAGGCAACGUUGUGAACAUUCAGACGGGCCAUUGGGUUGGAAAGCAAAGUGGCCUGGGUGCUGGGCUAGACUCCUUCUAUGAAUACCUCUUGAAAUCGUACAUUCUCUUUGGAGAAAAAGAAGACCUAGAAAUGUUUAAUGCUGCAUAUCAGAGUAUUCAGAACUACUUAAGAAGAGGGCGGGAAGCCUGCAAUGAAGGAGAAGGAGACCCCCCACUUUAUGUCAAUGUGAACAUGUUCAGUGGGCAGCUGAUGAACACCUGGAUUGACUCUCUGCAGGCCUUUUUCCCUGGACUGCAGGUGCUCAUAGGAGAUGUGGAAGAUGCCAUCUGCCUUCAUGCCUUCUACUAUGCCAUAUGGAAACGAUAUGGUGCCCUCCCUGAGAGGUAUAACUGGCAGCUGCAGGCCCCCGAUGUUCUCUUCUACCCACUGAGACCAGAGUUAGUGGAAUCCACAUAUCUCCUCUACCAGGCAACCAAGAAUCCCUUCUACCUCCAUGUAGGAAUGGAUAUUCUGCAGAGUCUGGAAAAGUACACAAAAGUCAAGUGCGGGUAUGCCACGCUGCAUCACGUCAUCGACAAGUCCACAGAGGACCGGAUGGAGAGCUUCUUUCUCAGUGAAACCUGUAAAUACUUGUAUCUGCUGUUUGAUGAAGACAAUCCAGUACACAAAUCUGGAACCAGAUACAUGUUCACAACAGAGGGACACAUUAUAUCUGUGGACGAGCAUCUUCGAGAAUUGCCAUGGAAGGAAUUCUUCUCUGAAGAAGGAGGGCAGGACCAAGAGGGAAGGUCUGUGCACAGGCUGAAACCUCACGAGUUAAAAGUCAUCAACUCCAGCUCCAACUGCAAUCGUGUACCUGAUGAGAGGAGGUACUCCCUACCUUUAAAGAGCAUCUACAUGCGACAGAUUGACCAGAUGGUUGGCUUGAUUUGAUCUGCUCUCUGUGAGGCCUCAUCUUGAACCAGACCUUAACAACCGAACCCAGACCAUGCCAAAGUCCAGUCUGAAAUGGAAGGGGAUAGAAGUCUCACUGUCCAUGAUGGUGUAGGAAUUUCUGUGCAGCGCCUCACCACAUCUGGUUAAUUCGUGCACACUUCACUGUUUCUCUCCUGUAAAAUAAAAUGCCCUGUUAAGGAUAUAAUUUGAAGUGAGAAGGUACAUGGAAAUUGGCCUCUUAUGACAUGCUGCUGUUAUAAGCACAAUAGAUGGGGCAUCUUUGGAUUGAUGUUCACAGCUUUAUACUUUAGAACCUAAGUCUCUUCACUUUGCUAGUAUCUGCUAUACUGGAGUAUUGCUACUUUAAAAACAUUUUUAUUACUUAUAUUUAUUUUUUUUGAGACAGGGUCUUGAUACUUUUUUGAGACAGGGUUACCUGGGUUCAAGUGAUCCUUCUUGCCUCAGCCUCUCAUGUAGCUGGGAUUACAGGUGUGCACCACUGUACCUGGCUAGCUACUUCUUUGUUAGAGGAUUGGAAGUAAAAUUUCUGCAAAAGGGCCUGUGGUUAACUUGGUGUCCCUACUUAAUUGCAUUGAAAAUGUCAUCCUUUCUGUUACUGGAUAACUAGGCUCUGCCCCUGAUAUCCAAGCAUGAUUUUGGAUCACAUGGGGGAAAAAAGUCAUCUACUUUUUCAUGUAUGCCCCAAGUAAGCUUCACAGUGUUACAAAUUAUUUGCUUAGGAAUAAUGGCCUUAACCAGAAUUCUUAACAGAUAGUCACUUAAGUUAUUAUGUCAUGGUCUAAGAGGUUAACUGAUAGAUCUUUUGGAUGGUAUUUUGCAUUUUGAAUAUGAACUUACCUGAGGAACUCCCAUAGUUCCAGAACCAGGUGCCUUUUAGGGAGAGAACAAUACCUAAGAUCGUCAAGCUUCCAUCUUUCUUAUAUUUCCUAAGCAAGGAUUCUCAGUUCUGACCGUGUUUGGGUUAGAGUUCUGUUUUGUUUUUGUUUACUAUGUCUAGUGCCAAUUAGCUAAAUCAGGGAGAAAGAAAUGAUCACACAACUUUUUAGUAUCCUUGAGCCAUUUCUCUGUGUAACACAGGCUAUAGAUUAGUGCCUUAUAGGGUUUUGGUUUUGGCCACUGAAUAUCACAGCUACUGCUGUGUUUUCAAGAGGCCUGUUUAGCCACAUGGUGGGACCAUGAUGAAAGGGGGAUGGAAAUUGGCCAGUCUUUGCCUUCAACCUGUGUAAGUAAGCAUGUAAAAGGAGGAAGUUGUGCUAAAAUGCCUUCUUUCUUUUUUUGUUAUUUUCUUAGCCAGAACAUCUCUAUUGGAACCCACACUGAUAUGUACCUGCUACUCCUACACAGUGGAGCAGGGUUGACCUCUAGUCUAGCUUCCAUGAAGCCUCAUGGGUGGAAAUGCAUUCUGGUAGAAAGAAUAGGAAAUCCCUAAAACUUCCAGCCUCGCAUGCCACAGUUCUCACCUGCCACUGUUUGCCCACCUCUAAGGAUUUCAUGUACAUCUUUUCAAAGCUAAAAAUAAACACUGUCUAAGCUUAUGUUGCAUUUUUAUUCAAAAGGGAGAAAUCCUAUUCCUUUUUGAAAAUUUUAAGUGUUAAUGGUUUUAAAAAUAGAUAAUGUAGUUCAGUUCUUUGAGAUUUUUGAAAAGAGGAUUUUCAGUAAUGUAUCAUCUCUGUCUUUUAAACAUUUAUUACAUAGUUGUUUUAAAAUAGAAAAAAUAAAAUGCUUCUAUUUUACCUUUUUCAUUUCAGAAGCACUAUUCUGUUUAUUAACAGUGUCCCAUCUACUGCAUAGAAAACUUUGAGAAUAGUAUAUAUAUUUUAAAUGUUUUCAUUGACUCACUAAAAAUGUUAAAUGCAUAUACACGCAUACACAUGAGCAUACUUGUACCUUUGUCUCUGGGCAAACAGAGGUGGGACUGUUAGUGGCCCAUUUGGGAAAAUAGAGCACCUCAGAGAAGGAGGUGAGUUCUUCAUGCCUGUGAUUUCUCUUUUGGCGCUCCCCUCCUCCUGCUGUGGCUUCCAUGGUGGCAGUGGUGGGUAAGCACUCCAGUAUUCUCUUAUUGAGGUGCUUUGCCUGUCACUUGAGCAAGCUCGGGCAUUCCUUCCUCCUCAUGCUCCUGGAAUAGGGAACAGGGAUCUCGUGCUUGCAGUGCACAGAGUGCCACAGGUGCCUCUCAGGGGCCACAGGCUGCCAGGAAACAUGUUUUAUGUUAAGUCACAAACCCUCUUGAGUUCUGGGUACUGGAAUUCAUACCAAUGGGUGAGACUGAGGGUGAAUGAGUUAGUGCAUAUUAAUCUUGGUUGUUGAGCUUCCAGACCUACCCAGUCCAAAGUUUGAUGCUAUGUAGUCAGUGGUUUGUGGGGCUGGAUGCCAGAAGUCUGUCUAGUGCCCAUUGUAAAAAGAAGGUUUGUGGAGCCAGCUUCAAAGGUUACUUGUUUUCUUUUUGAAAAUCAGAAUAUCAACAACUGUGAUAUAUCCUGCAGGGCUUUUGCAGUUUCUUCUUUUCUGCUUUCUGAAUUACUGGGUAGAGAGUGGCUGAGGAGGAGAUUGCCAGAGAAGUUGCCUUGCUCAGUGCUUUGCCCCAGGAAUGCCUUGAAUCUGAGUGGACUUCAUCCUUUGCAGCAGCUUUGAGCCUGGCUCGUUUUCCUAUUCCCAUGUGUAGCUACUGUCUAGUGUCAGCUUUGCUCAAUGUGACGGAAGCAUUUUGCAGAACUGUUGUAGAAAGCUGCCUUAUAGUUGGCUUGAUGAAGCAUAAUUCUUUCACAACAAGCUUACAAAUCAUUACAGGGCAGGCUUAGCUACUUGAGUUGAUGUGGCUGAGAAAUCCCUUCUGGAAGAAUAAAUGGCAAGGAAGGGUUUUCUGGCACUCCAGGUGCACUGGCCAUUGUGAAAAACAGCUUCUGUUUUCAAAUCUUCCCUUAUUUUUGUUAUUUUUAUUUUUUUUCCAGCGCUUGGACCAGAACUUAUUCAUUGUAACUGAAUCCCCAGGUUCUGAUGAUGUCCUGGGCAUUUCUUGUCUUAGAUCAUGGAGUGUGCAUGUGACACUUAAAUAAUUUUCUGUGUAUUUAAAGAAAACUGCACCAGGAUAGUGUCUGUGCACAUGACUGUUGGAGGAAAGUAUAGGAAGUACAUGGUUUGGUAAGUGCCGUUGUGCAAUCUGAGGGCCUUACUUCUUCCUCCCCUUCUCCCUUCUUUCCACCAAAAGAAAAUAUUCCUCUUAAUGAUUUCUUAGUUCAGUUUACUGAAUCAUUGCCACCUGUAAUUUCUCUUUGGAUUGUGUAGACUCAACAUGAGACAUUCCUUUCUGCUUUCUGGAGGGCUCCAGAGGCCUCUCUUUGAUAAUUUUUUUUCGUCUGUUGACAAAAGCAACAAUCUUUUUUCAAAUUUAGCGCUGGUGAAAGUGAUUACCUUAGCCACAGGGUGACUGAGCAGGGACUUUAGAAGAAAAUCCUGAGCUUUCCUGUCCAUUCCCAGACAUCCAGCUCCUAUUCUAGUGCCUCUUCCCUGCAGGGCAGGGACCCCUUGGGAAAAUGAGGAGGUGGGGUGGGCUGCGCCAUGUGUCCCAGGUUUCGCAGGGCUCAGGGUUAUGCUCCCGCUUGAAUCUGGUAAAAAUGUCGAGAACCUGUGGAACUCCCUGAUUCUAUACCCUCUUCCUUCUUUCUGCGAGGCAGAGGAAUAAUAUUUUUAAAGCUUAUUUUGUUUUAGUUUUAAAUAGCAAAACACAAGCUGCAUAAGAAAGGCAAACCUUUUUACAAGUGUAGAAUUGGAAACUCUGGAAAAACUUACUGAAAUACACAAAUGCUUCUCUCUCUCAUGUGCAAUAUGCUUUGUAACUGUAGAUUAUAUUUUAUGUUUAAUCUGUAAAUAAGAAAUGUAUUUAAAUUAAAAGGGAGCUUUUUGUAAAAGGACCAAAUGUUCUUUUAUAAAUGUAAUAAGGAAUACCUUGCUCUUUAAAAUUUAUUAGGAUUUUUAUGAGUAAUUUUUAUUAAAAUAUUCUUUUUUUGAGUUGUCA
Callithrix jacchus (white-tufted-ear marmoset) is the source of this 6299-nucleotide messenger RNA. RefSeq names its product ER degradation enhancing alpha-mannosidase like protein 1 (gene EDEM1). Gene Ontology annotation, cellular component: membrane. The record is from RefSeq and is a predicted model, not a curated record. Gene Ontology annotation, molecular function: mannosyl-oligosaccharide 1,2-alpha-mannosidase activity; calcium ion binding. Lineage: Eukaryota; Metazoa; Chordata; Mammalia; Primates; Cebidae. Gene Ontology annotation, biological process: endoplasmic reticulum mannose trimming; carbohydrate metabolic process; mannose trimming involved in glycoprotein ERAD pathway.